AUGCCAUAUAAAGUAAGAGAACUCGUUGAUAAAGUGACCAACAUUGUUAUGAAUUACACCGAAUCGGAAGCAAAAAUUGUCGAAGCAACAAACGAUGAAUCGUGGGGUCCACCAGAUUCAUCUUUGAUGUAUGACACAUCAUUACUCGUAUUGUUAUAUUUAUUAAAAAAUGGCAAUGAGAAAGUGGUGACAUCGGCUCGUGAACAUUUGUACGAUUUAAAAUCAUUAGAAUCAUUUUCAUAUUCGGAUGAACAAGGCAAAGAUCAAGGAAUUAAUAUUCGUCAUAAAGUAAAAGAAAUUAUCGAAUUUGUUCAAGAUGAUGAUCGUCUACGAGAUGAACGAAGAAAAGCUAAAAUAAAUCGAGAUAAAUAUGUGGGAAUGAGUGGAGAAUCACAAUCCUAUCGUUAUGGUAUGUAUUUUCUUGGAUGUUCGACGGGUUAA
This is a messenger RNA of Didymodactylos carnosus, 441 nucleotides long. The record is from the annotation of a GenBank genome assembly. Lineage: Eukaryota; Metazoa; Rotifera; Eurotatoria; Philodinida; Philodinidae.